Alosa alosa (allis shad) is the source of this 1786-nucleotide messenger RNA. Its product is annotated as ectonucleotide pyrophosphatase/phosphodiesterase family member 7-like. The coding region runs from base 220 to 1659 and encodes 479 amino acids. Lineage: Eukaryota; Metazoa; Chordata; Actinopteri; Clupeiformes; Clupeidae. The transcript is spliced from 6 exons. The record is from RefSeq and is a predicted model, not a curated record.
UCAUGCUCAGGUGGGCUUGAGAAGAAGAGCAAUUCUGUCCCAGGCAACCUGCAGAGAAGCCUCAGCGAGGGAAAGAAGGGAAAUUGGAGAGUGGAACAAAGCUGAGGUCUCUUCCGCUGUGAGCUGCAAUAGCCUAGGAUCUUGUGGGAUUGCUGGAGCGAUUUUUUGGAGGAAGGUUUUUCCCACACUGUCAAUAUACUGGUAGACUAAAUAAACAUCAUGCUGUGGACAAUAGGCUUGUGCUUCCUGCUAGCUUCUUCUGGGAUAAGCCAUCCACUGAGCAGUCACAGGCGAAACACUGGACCGAACAAACUAUUGCUCAUUUCCUUUGAUGGUUUUCGAUGGGACUAUGACCGUGAUGUGGACACACCACACCUGGAUGAAAUGGCAAGAGAUGGCGUCAAAGCCACAUAUGUAACCCCAUCUUUUUUUACGAUCACAAGCCCCACACACUUCACGCUAAUUACAGGGCGCUACAUUGAGAACCACGGGGUUAUUCACAACAUGUGGUUUAACACCACCACCUUAGAAAAGAAGUCAUACUGGCAGACGCAGUUUGUGAAUGAGUAUUGGGACAACGGCUCCCUGCCUAUCUGGAUCACUGCCCAGAGGCAGGGUUUGAAGGCUGGCUCUUUCCACUUCCCUGGCACAGCCGCCACCUACCAGGGUGAAAUGGUAAGUGUAGGCGAAGUGGAGCCUCCCAUUUACAACUACUCUAAUGAGACUGUUUGGAAACAAAAUGUGGAUAUGGUCAUGGGCUCGUGGUUCCGUGAUAUGGACCUGGACUUCGUGGCACUGUAUUUUGGGGAACCAGACGGCACCGGCCACAAGUUUGGGCCUGACUCUCCGCAACGGAGGGAUAUGGUGAGGCAAGUGGACCGCACCGUGGGAUACCUGCGCAACUCGGCCAAGAGGCACGGCCUAGCUGACCGGCUGAACGUCAUCAUCACUGCCGACCAUGGCAUGUCUACUGUGCAACGCAAUGGCAAUGUUGAAGAGAUCGUCCUGCGAAAAAUUCCAAACUUCUCCUUCAGUGAUCUGGUUUUCCACCUGGUGGACUACGGACCUACAGGGAUGCUACUUCCCAAGGAGGGGCGGCUGGACAAGGUGUACAAUGCUCUGAAGGGGGCACACCCACACCUGCAUGUCUACAAGAAGGAGGAGAUGCCAAGCCGCCUCCGCUUUUCCAACAACGACCGCAUUCUACCCAUCGUUCUCUGGGCUGACCCGGGAUAUGUUAUUAAUGGGUACUUCCCAGUGCAGUUCAAUAGGGGCGAGCAUGGUUUUGACAAUGAAGGACUGGACAUGAAGCCCUUCUUCCGGGCAGUGGGGCCAGACUUCCAGAAGAACCUGGAAGUGGGUCCCUUCGACACAGUGAAUAUCUAUCCACUGAUGUGCCACUUAUUGGGCAUCACACCCGAGCCCAACGAUGGGCACCUGGACAACACCCGUCGUAUGCUGGUAGCACCACCACCAGAAGAACCCAAGCGCAGUCCAUCCAGCGUUUUCAUUGGCAUAGGGGCUGUCGGCGGAUUUCUGGUUCUGGUCUUUUUUGUUCUUGUGAUUUCUAAAGUUCUAAAAAGAGGGAAAACACAGAAAAGGAUUGAGGAUGGUGACCACAAAGAGGACAACACAAUUAUAGAACAUACAAAUAUGUGAAAGCUACAAACUUUUUUACCUGAACCUAGGAAAAAGAGAAUCAAUGACACACCUAUGGAUGAAAAAAAAAUAAGAAGAAUAAAAUCCUGAUGAAGACGCACAACUGUACAUUAGGGUCAUUCCAUGU